This is a messenger RNA of Populus nigra (black poplar), 3917 nucleotides long. Its product is annotated as fluoride export protein 1-like. The coding region runs from base 2390 to 3802 and encodes 470 amino acids. NCBI's taxonomy places the organism in Eukaryota, Viridiplantae, Streptophyta, Magnoliopsida, Malpighiales, Salicaceae. The transcript has 8 exons. Gene Ontology annotation, molecular function: fluoride transmembrane transporter activity. The record is from RefSeq and is a predicted model, not a curated record. Gene Ontology annotation, cellular component: membrane. Gene Ontology annotation, biological process: fluoride transmembrane transport.
GUGGGGCUCAGCUAUGGCUGGCUUGCAUAGUUGCACCCCCAGGGGUGUGGAUCAGGUGGUUCUUAGCACUGCUCCAUGGGCGUGGGUUAGGGAAGGCGGGUUCUCUGAAAUGGGUUCCAUUUGGAACCCUUAUUGCCAAUGUUUCUGCAGCUUGUAUCAUGGCAGCUUUGUGUACAAUGAAGAAAGCGGUAUGGUUUUAUUGCUCUCCCAACCAAACUUAGUUUCCCCUCCUCCUUGCAUGUGCUAAACAGGUGCGUACCAAAACCUGUGAUACUAUUUCAACAGGCAUACAGUUAGGAUUUUUGGGUUGUCUGAGUACUGUUUCCACUUUCAUUGCCGAGUACAACGCCAUGGAAGAAAGCCAGAAAAACUGGAGAGCUUAUGCAUAUGCCCUGAUGACAAUAGCCGUCUCAUUUGGCUUGGGGAUCCUGAUAUUCUCUGUACCUGUUUGGACCAGGGGAUACAAAUAGCAUGUCAGUUUACUUUUAAUUCUCUCUUUUAGUUGCUGUCUUACGUAUGUCAAUUUUGACAUUAUGCAGAUUUUGACUCUCGCUUAAUGAAGAUCGUGUAGGGGUUGUCGAGAGACCGGAGAUUUCGUCCUUCGAACAUCGCAAAUAGGCACGAGAGAAGUGCUCUUCCAAAGCUAAAAAUCCUGCUGCUGCUAUCUACAGGGUCAUAUGGAUCUCCUUCUGAAGUUGCAAAACGGGCAUGUGAUUAUCAUCGGUGUUUUCUUUAUUUAAUCACAAAGAGCUGGAUAUUUUUUAAAUAUUGUUUUAAAUAUGAAUUUCAAAAGAAAUUAUCUUUCUUCUUGUAUUAUUAGGGUCUAGCGUGAUCAAACAUUCUUUUGGGUCUAAACUUGUUUUACUGGUAUAUAAAUACAUUUGCUAGGCCAGCCACAUAAUCUAUUUGGAGCAAAUUCUCAUUUAGACAUGACAAAUUCAUACCCGACUGUUCAAAAUCACAUACUAAUGUGUGAAUCAUAACUUUUUGAAAUUUUAAUUAGAGUCUAUUUUUUAAUCUACAAAUGGACAAAGAUGUAUAUUUUGACCUAUAAAACAUAUUUGAAGGAAAAACUUUAUAAAAUUAUGAUUUUUGUGUGAAACGGUCGACCAGUUAAUAUAAUUGGAUCUAACCGGUUGAAUAGUUGAUACAGAACAUUAGAGUUUGAUAAUGUCGCACUUUCAAAGCACAACAUGAUCAAAUUGUGCUAUUUCACUCAUUGUUUUUUGAAAUAAUAUUAUUCUAUUAAAUUUUUAUUUUUACUGUGCUAAUUUUAUAUAAAAAAAUCUGAUAAAUUUAUAUUGUUGAUGCUAUCAUUUGAAUAUGCGGUAGCUGCACAUAUUCAUCCUUAUUUGUUUGUGUUUUAAAAUUAUUUUUGAAAAAAUUUAAAUUUUUUUUUUUUUUUUAAAUUAAUAUUUUUUUGAUAUUUUUGGAUAUCAAAAAUAAUUUUUUUUUAAAAAAUAUUAUUUUGAUAUAAAAAUAUUUUAAAAAACAAUGAUAAUCUCAUUCUAAAACACGCCUGCUCUUAUUAAACCGUUACUGUAGUUGAGUAAAUUUUUCACAAGAACCAACCCCUUUAAGAUGAUUCUGGUCAGCUUAAAAAGUUCAAAUCAAAUAAGCAACUUGUAAAAAGUUGUAUCGGAAAAAAAUGCACUGCUUUUUAUGGUCAACCUUACUAUUUUGAUGGAAUGUAGAAAUCUUCAUGGUUGAUGAGGUGAUACACAGCCAAUGUGGUACUGCUGUUCGUGAGAUUAGCUUUGCUGCCCCUUGACUAAAACGGAUUUCUUAAUUUGUUUAUAAAGUCGUAUCCUCCUUUCUGAUCUUGCUUAUUAUAUUUUUAUUUUGGUAUCAUUGCAAUUAUUUUUUUAAUAAACAAUUGCUAAUCUCAUCAACCUCUUCUAUGUCAGCCUUUACAUCACAUCCUUGUCGUAUCUCUGGGAUCUCGUAUCAAUAUAUGGUCACAACGGUGUUCAUGCUAUUCUUGUAGUUAUUAUUGGCUAUUGGCUUUCAUGUCAAAUAUAGCUGCAUGGUGAAGGUCAAGAGUGAUUACUUCACAUUAAAUACGGUAAUAGAAAUGACUGUUAUAGUUGACUAAAACGAGGAGAAUUAUCUUUCAUAUCAACUAUAAAUAUACGGUGCUAAUAAAAGCUGAAAAACACAAGAAAUAAGAGAAACAUAGAAAGAGAGCUAGAGAGAGUUAAGUCGAAUUUUUUCUCCUUCUUGUUUUGUUAUUUGAAUGGUUUCUAAACUUAGAUCAAUACAAACCAGUAUCUCCAUCAAGUAAACAAAGUAAACAAGUUACCGAACCAUAUAAAUUGUGUGUUUUUUAUUUCUGAAAUUUCCUAACAAUUAUUCGAGGAACGAAUUCUUGCACCCUGGAGUUGGAGUCAUGGAUCAUGAAACUAAUGAGGCGGAACCCGAUCUGAGUGGUUCAUUUUGUCAGACAAGCAGUGUGGGCUCUCCAGUGAGUCGACGCUCUUUAAUUUUACCGCGCAGCUUAUCCUUCCAGAUAGAUGAUGAUAUUGAAAGUGAAAAUGUGUCAGAGAAAGGUGAUAUUGGUGACAGGGCUCUACAUGGCAAGAGACACAGUGAAAGUGGCAGCAUCAGGCUAUCCAUUGACAAGGAAUUAGAAAAUGGUAUGGCGGUUCCCAUUUCAGAGGACAUUUUAUUACAAUCCUAUGGGUUGUGGAGUCAUGAUUCCACAGCUUUGAAUACAAGAUCCCCAGUGUCACUUUUGCCAGAAGAAACCAUACCUCCUAUAUCGAUUGAUGUGUUGGUCUGCUCCAAGGAAAAACAAGAAGACAAAGAGAAAGCAUUUGCGUUGCCACCAUUACUCGAGUAUGUGUCCAGUCUUGUGUAUCUGGCAGUUUUUGGAAUUCUUGGGGUUUUAACAAGGUACAUGGUACAGAAACUCUUUGGCCCUGGUGUUGCUGGGGUGACAAGCGACAACUACCCGCUAUUUCUUGGCCUACCUUCCAAUAUGGUUGGUUCGUUCUUGAUGGGAUGGUGGGGUGUUGUGUUCGUAGGAGAUAUAUCCAGAGUGUCUGAUCAUUUGGCUAUUGGAUUAACCACUGGUUACUUAGGAAGUCUCGGAACUUUCAGUGGUUGGAAUCAGAAAAUGCUUGAUCUCAGUGUUGAUGGCCAUUGGGUGUUUUCUUUUGUUGGCUUUCUCAUAGGGUUAUUCCUUGCAGCAUACGCCAUAAAAUUGGGUGUUGGUACAGCCAAAUGUUUCAAGUCAUUUCUCGAAAGGUCAAACAGAAGUUCAGAUAUAGCCAGUCGGAGGGUGGACAACCGCUAUUAUCAUUUGGGAGUCCUGGUGGUAUUGGUGGUAAUACUAGGCCUUUUAUGGAGCGGGAGCUGGGCAAUGCUCAAGAAAGAGUAUAACCACGACAGUGGUAGGGCUCAGCUAUGGCUGGCUUGCAUAGUUGCACCCCCAGGGGUGUGGAUCAGGUGGUUCUUAGCACGGCUCAAUGGGCGUGGGUUAGGGAAGGCGGGUUCUCUGAAAUGGGUUCCAUUUGGAACCCUUAUUGCCAAUGUUUCCUCAGCUUGUAUCAUGGCAGCACUGUCUACUGUGAAGAAAGCGGUCCAUACCAAAACCUGCGAUACUAUUGCAACAGGCAUACAAUUCGGAUUUUUGGGUUCUCUAAGUACAAUUCCCACUUUCAUUGCCGAGUACAACGCCAUGGAAGAAAGCCAGAAAAACUGGAGAGCUUAUGCAUAUGCCCUGAUUACAAUAGCUGUCUCAUUUGGCUUGGGGAUCCUGAUAUACUCUGUACCUGUUUGGACCAGGGGAUACAAAUAGCAUGUCAGUUUACUUUUAAUUCUCUCUUUCGGUUGCUGUCUUCCCGUCUGUCAAUUUUGACAUUAUGCAGAACAUGACUCUUGCUUAAUAGAUAUAGUUUCUGUGUUUGAAAAUA